AUGCCAAUGACGUCGCCUCGAGGCUCUGAAAGCUCAGACGCCUCUCUGCCUCGCUCUUCCUCUCCCUCAUCGUCUGUUGUCUCUGACCGCUCCUCUCGUACAUCCGUAUCUAAUCAGCGAGUGUCUGUCUCCGGCCGCAGACUCACCGACUUCAACCCCAUGUCAACUGUCGACGUAUUUGCUAUUGAAGAAGCAAUGAAGACGGCAGCUCUUGACCAGCACCGAGGCUAUGCCAAGGACACCUAUGGCGAAAUCAAGCAGGAACGCAAUACGGAAUAUCUGGCCAAGUCGCAGGCCAGAGGCUAUCAAAUACUCCGUGAGCCUCUGUGGAACAAGGGCCUCUCAUUUACCCCUGAGGAGCGUGCUAGCCAGAACCUCACCGGGCUCUUGCCGCAUGCCAUGGAGUCUUUGCAGACUCAGUCGGCCAGAGCGAUGAAGAUGAUCCAGACUCGCCAGACCAACAUCGACAGGUAUCUGUACCUUUCAAACAUCAAAAACCAAAACGUCGACUUGUUCUACCACCUGUUGAUGAACAAUGUCCGCGAACUCAUGCCCUUGGUCUACACACCCACCGUAGGCGACGUUUGUCUGCAAUACUCCAGCAUCUAUACUCGCCCCGAGGCUCUGUAUGUUUCCAUCAGGCAGCGCAAAUCUAUUCGAACCAUGCUUAGAAAUUGGCCCUGCGCAGAACCCGACAUUUGCGUCGUCACUGACGGAUCUCGUAUCUUGGGCCUUGGAGACCUGGGUAUGAAUGGCGUGGGUAUCUCGAUUGGCAAGCUGGCCUUGUACACUGCUGCCGCAGGCAUUCACCCUGCCAAGACUCUCCCCAUCGUAUUGGAUUGCGGCACCAACAACGAAACCAACUUGAGGGAUCCACUGUACCUGGGUCUUAGACAGAAGCGUCCCUCCCUAGAGGUCCAGCAAGCAUUCAUGGAUGACUUCAUGGCAGCUGUGAAGGAAGUGUACCCCAACAUGGUUGUCCAGUUUGAAGACUUCGAGAGCGAAAAGGCAUUCAACUACCUGGAUCGCUACAGAAACACACAUCGAGCUUUCAAUGACGAUAUCCAGGGUACUGGUGCCGUGGUCCUCGGCGGGUAUAUCGGUGCAUGCAACUUGUCCGGCGUCCCCAUUGAGGAGCAGCGUCUGGUCUUUAUGGGCGCCGGCUCUGCGGGUGUGGGUGUGGCGAAGCAGCUUGUUGAGUACUACACUCGUAGAGGAUUCUCUGAAGCCGAAGCCCGUGACAAGUUCUUCCUUGUUGACACCAAAGGUCUGGUCACCAAAGACAGGGGCGACAAGCUGGCAGAGCACAAAAAGUACUUUGCUCGCAGCGACAAUGAUGGCCAGCAGUUCGGUACGCUGGAAGAGGUCAUUGAAUACGUCAAGCCCAGUGCCUUGAUUGGUCUCGCCGCUACCUUUGGCAUCUUCACAGAAUCCGUCGUCCGAGCGCUGAAGGCUUCGGUUGAUGCCGGUGGCCCCGGUCGACGUCCCAUCCUGUUCCCCCUAAGUAAUCCCCUAACAAAGGCCGAGUGCACGUUCGAGCAAGCUGUACAGUGGACCGACGGCUCUGUCAUUUUCGCAUCCGGAUCUCCGUUCCAGUCAUUUGCCGUCAAGGUCGGUGGUGAAGCUGGCGAGGUGACGUACCAUCCCAACCAGGGCAACAAUGUGUACGUCUUCCCCGGUCUAGGCCUCGGUGCUAUCCUGGCCAAGGCGUCACGCGUGACGGACAACAUGGUGUACACCUCGGCCGAGGCCCUGGCUGGCUCACUGAAUGCUGAGGAAGUCCACAGGGGGUUGAUAUACCCCAACAUUGAGCGUGUCCGUGAGGCGAGUGUCAAUAUUGCUCGUGAAGUCAUGAAGGCUGCUCGACGAGAUGGUGUCUCAGAACUUCCCGAAGCCUACUGGCAUGAGUGGGAGGAGUGGGGUGAUGUUGCUUUGACGGCAUACAUUGAGCAGCGCAUCUACAACCCUGCCUGCUUCACUGAUGCCCGAGGUCGCCUAUGA
Metarhizium album ARSEF 1941 is the source of this 2001-nucleotide messenger RNA. Its product is annotated as Malic enzyme, NAD-binding protein. Gene Ontology annotation, cellular component: mitochondrion. Gene Ontology annotation, molecular function: NAD binding; malate dehydrogenase (decarboxylating) (NAD+) activity. Bases 1 to 2001 code for a protein of 666 amino acids. Gene Ontology annotation, biological process: pyruvate metabolic process; malate metabolic process. The record is from RefSeq and is a predicted model, not a curated record. The transcript has 4 exons. NCBI's taxonomy places the organism in Eukaryota, Fungi, Ascomycota, Sordariomycetes, Hypocreales, Clavicipitaceae.